Messenger RNA from Caenorhabditis remanei, 1068 nucleotides. RefSeq lists its product as uncharacterized. Bases 1 to 1068 code for a protein of 355 amino acids. The record is from RefSeq and is a predicted model, not a curated record. The transcript has 2 exons. Lineage: Eukaryota; Metazoa; Nematoda; Chromadorea; Rhabditida; Rhabditidae.
AUGAUGAGUUGGUUGGGCGGUGGAGAUUUAGAGUGGAAUGUUUCCGUGCUUCUUCCAUGGGUUCUUCAACUUCUUGCUCUCGAGCAUGUUCAAGUCCUCGCACACCUUCUUUCUGGUCUCCGAUGGGACAAUGAUGUCGUCAACGAAUCCUCUGACAGCAGCUGGGAAGGGGUUGCUGAACAACUCGGUGUACUCCUCCUCGUGUUGGACGGCGUGCUCCUUAUCGUUACGGAAAAGGAUGGAGACAGCUCCCUUGGCUCCCAUGACAGCAACCUCAGCAAAUCCGGGAACGUCGACCAAAGUGAUGAGUGGAAUGUUGAAGGCAUCACAGAAGCGAACGAAGCGAGCUCCCUUCACAGACGAGUUGAUGUCGAGACAUCCAGCAGCAAACUUCGGGUUGUUUCCAACGAUUCCGACGGUACGUCCGUUCAUUCUUGCGAAACCAAUGACCAAAUUCUUGGCGUAGUCUGGCAUGAUUUCGAAGAAGUCUCCCUCAUCGACAAGAGCGUGGACGACGUCUUUCAUGUUGUAGGCAGCAGUAGAUUCCAAUGGAACAACAGUGUCCAAGGAUGGGACAGUUCUAUCCCAUGGGUCCUCAGCAGCACGGAUUGGAGCAGCGUCAGUGUUGGAAAGUGGAAGAUAGUUGAAGAGCUCUCUGAGGCUCAUGAGUGCAUCGACGUCGUUGUCGAAUGCUCCGUGAGCAACUCCAGAGGUGACAGUGUGAGUCUUGGCUCCUCCGAGCUCUUCCUGAGUGACUUCUUCGUUGGUGACGGCCUUGACAACAUCCGGUCCAGUGAUGAACAAGUAGCUGGUGUCGCGAACCAUGAAAGUGAAGUCAGUGAGAGCAGGCGAGUAGACGGCACCUCCGGCACAUGGUCCCAUGAUCAUAGAGAUUUGUGGGACAACUCCCGAAGCGAGAACGUUCUCUUGGAAGAUGUCGGCAUAUCCGGCAAGAGACUCAACUCCCUCUUGAAUACGGGCACCACCAGAGUCGUUGAGUCCGAUGACUGGAGCCCCGACGAGCAUAGCCUCUCUCAUGAUUUUGACGAUCUUCUUGGCAUGAAUUGA